Eurypyga helias (sunbittern) is the source of this 675-nucleotide messenger RNA. RefSeq names its product ovalbumin-like. Gene Ontology annotation, biological process: negative regulation of endopeptidase activity. The transcript is spliced from 5 exons. The annotation marks the transcript as partial. Gene Ontology annotation, molecular function: serine-type endopeptidase inhibitor activity. The record is from RefSeq and is a predicted model, not a curated record. NCBI's taxonomy places the organism in Eukaryota, Metazoa, Chordata, Aves, Eurypygiformes, Eurypygidae.
AUGGGCUCCAUUUCUAGACCAAUUACCGAGUUUUGCCUUGAUCUCUACAAUAAGCUCAAGAGAAAUGCAGAGGACACAAACAUCGUCUUCUCUCCUAUGAGCAUCUCUGUUGCCCUGGCCCUGGUCUAUCUAGGUGCAAAAAACAACACUGCUGCUCAGAUAGAGAAAGUGCUCCAUGUGAGGAAAGCUGCAAGAAACGUGAGCCUUGGAUCUGACCUUGAGAGUGCAGCCCCAGAAAUGGAGCCAGAACUCAGCCAGGAAAGACAGUCAUCCCUCCCACAGUGUAACAAGGAUGGGGACCUUAACCAUAAAGCAUUCCAGGCACUGCUUUUACAACUGCAAAACCUUGGUGAAAGCUACGUUUUAACUCUGGCCAACAAUCUGUUUAUACAACAAGGAUUUGAACUCCGACAGCAAUUUCUAAUGUGCACUAAGGAACUGUAUGGAGCGAUGCUGCAAACAGUGGACUUCCAUGGUGCUGUUGAAGCUGCCAGAAUAAAAAUUAACACUUGGGUUGAAAGUGAGACACAAGGUAAAAUCAAAGAACUCUUUGCUCCUGGUGUGAUUGACCCACAUGCACUGCUGGUGCUGGUGAAUGUAAUCUACUUCAAAGCAUCCUGGGAACACAAGUUUGAGGAACAAAAAACAGUACAGAGAGAUUUUAAGCUGAAUCAG